Molecule: messenger RNA, 1692 nt
Organism: Diaporthe citri
Lineage: Eukaryota; Fungi; Ascomycota; Sordariomycetes; Diaporthales; Diaporthaceae
Exons: 2
Coding region: 1-1692 (563 amino acids)
Biological process (GO): carbohydrate metabolic process
Molecular function (GO): hydrolase activity, hydrolyzing O-glycosyl compounds
Source: RefSeq, a predicted model, not a curated record
AUGCAUGUGAGAUUCUUCAGCCUUAUCGGGCUGUCUGUUCUCGCUCUGGUGGGUCAAGGCCAGUCUCAGGAGGCGGCUUCGGCGAACAAGACCUUCCACAACCCAAUCCUCCCCGGGUGGAAUUCGGAUCCUAGCUGCACGUUCGUGAAGGAAUGGGAUAACACGUUCUUUUGCACUGUCUCUUCUUUCCUGGCGUUCCCGGGUGUCCCAGUCUAUGCCAGCAAAGAUCUGAUCAAUUGGAAGCUUGCAAGCAACGCCCUGACCCGUCCCGAGCAACUGCCGGAGCUGUCUAGAAACUCGCAACAGAACGAGGGGAUAUGGGCGUCGACUAUCCGGUACCACGAAGGAAAUUUCUACCUUAUCACGUCCUACGUGUCCUGGUACGAAGGAUGGGGGCCCAAGAUCUUGCUGUUCACUACGACAGACCCUUACGAUGACGCCUCCUGGACUGGCCCCCUGCAUGUUGACAAUCCCGCCAAUGGUAUUGACCCAGAUAUCUUUUGGGACAAUGGGAAGGUCUACAUGUCAGUUGCGGCAGGUAUAUAUGUCAGCGAAAUUGAUCUUUCCACGGGCACGGCGACUGAGCCCUCCAGGGUCUGGAAUGGAACUGGUGAUCGCAACCCGGAAGGACCACACUUCUACCACAAAGACGAUUACUACUACCUGUUGAUCGGCGAGGGUGGAACGGAGACCAACCACUCUGUCACGAUUGCGCGAUCCGAGGAGUUCGAGGGGCCCUUUGUGGGAGCACCACAGAACCCAAUCCUCACGGCCAAAAACACUGACAGAUACUUUCAAACUGUUGGACACGCCGAUCUUUUCCAGGACGCCUCUGGUAACUGGUGGGGUGUUGCGCUGGCCACAAGGUCUGGCCCCGAGUGGGAAAUCUACCCCAUGAGCCGCGAGAUGGUUCUCUUCGCAGUCAACUGGGAAGAGAACGAGUGGCCCGUCCUCGACCCAGUGCUCGGCACAAUGACGGGCCCCUUGCCGCCAACGAAUAGUUGUAUCCCUGGGGACGGCCAUUGGGUCGACGAGCCGGACGUCGUCGACUUUGCGCCGGGCUCUGAUAUCCCUAGGCACUUCUUCUUCUGGCGUCCCCCCAAGACCUCACUGUUCGCAGUUUCGUCAGAAGGUCACCCCGGGACUCUCCAAAUAUCCCCUUCGCCCGUGAACCUGUCGGCCACGCCUGACUUCAAGCCAGCUGAGGAUGGUGUCGGUUUCAUUGCUCGCAAGCAGAGCGCGACUCUGUUCAACUACACCGUCGACGUUUCAUUCAAGCCCGAGGUCGAGGACGAGGAAGCGGGCAUCUCGGUCUUCCUGACGCAGUUCCAGCACAUCGACUUGGGGAUAGUCAACCUCCCAGCUAACAACGGGACGAACACGACCCAAGCGUUCAGGUUCCGGGUUGAGGCGUCCGGGAAGCCCAAUAUUACCGUGCCCGAGACUGUGGCCGUUCCCGUCCCAAAGUCGUGGCGAUCGGACAAGAUCCGUCUGUCGGUUUCCGCCGUCAGCGACUCGCUGUACGUCUUCGGGGCGGCGCCGGCUUCGAGGCCGCGAGAGUACCGGGAAAUUGGGUCUGCGAGUGCAUUGAUCGUCUCCGGUGGCACCGGGCCGUUUACAGGCACCAUUGUUGGUCCGUAUGCUACUAACAACGGCGGCAAGGGGAAGACGCCUGUAUACUUCAGCAGGUAG